CCUAACUCUGGGGUGUGGCACUCUCCGGGGGUGGCCAAGGUGAGUCAGCUCUACACCGGCUCGCCCUGUCUCUCUGACCCCCCACGCCCUUGGUGCUCCGUCGGGGGAGCGGCCUGGACCUCCUGGCUGGGGCGAGCGUGGGCCCUGCCCGGGCCUGCCCCGGGGGGGCUUCUCUGUCCGCCCGCGUCCUCUCAGGCGCGUGGCCCGGCCCGCCUCGGGGCGCGGCUCUUGUCCUCUCUCCCCCUCGGGGGUCCCCUCUUUGUGUCCUUGUCUUUGUGUCUUCCCGUAUCUCCUGGCUCUCUGCCCGCCUCUGCGGGUCGGCCCGUCCCUCUCCCCCUCCGCGCCUCUCGGGGGUCUGUCUAUCCCUGCGCUGCGGUGAGCAGCACGCAACCCGCUGGCGCGCCCGGACCUGCCUCCGCCCCCAGAGCCCCGGACCCGCCCGGGCCUGCGCCUUUAAGGGCCGGCGGCGGGGGGCGGGGUCUCCAGGCCCCGCCCCUCCCGCCCCUCCCCCUGACGUCCCUUCCUCCCGGCCCCUCCGCCGCCUCCCUCCGCCGCCGCCCCGGCCGGCUCCGCGCCCCCUCCCCGGCCCCCGCCCGCCGCCCCCAUGGCGCCCCGGGCCCCCACCGCGCGGGGCCACUAGGACCCUCGGCGCCCCCUCCCUCCCCCGCCCUGCCCCCUGUCCCGCGGCGCGGACCCGGGCGUCCACGGCGCCCAGCUUUUGAGCUCGCGUCCCCAGGCCGGCGGGGGGGGAGGGGGAGCGAGGGGACCCCGGGAUCCCCGCCCCCCCCACGCGGCCGCCCCUGCCCCCCCGGGACCUGGAGAAGAUGUCUUCCCGGACGGCGCUGGCCCCGGCCAACGAUCGGACCUCGGACACG
Molecule: messenger RNA, 875 nt
Organism: Oryctolagus cuniculus (rabbit)
Lineage: Eukaryota; Metazoa; Chordata; Mammalia; Lagomorpha; Leporidae
Source: RefSeq, a predicted model, not a curated record